AUGAGUGCGGCUUUGGACGAAAGUGCAGCAAAGCGGAGGAAGGUGCGGAAAGGAACUCACUGUUGCCGAGAGUGCCGUCGAAGAAAAGUCAAAUGCACUUUUGCUGCCCCGGACGAUGAUAGCUGUAUCUCAUGCGGCCGCCGGGGCACCAAUUGUGUCAGUCAAUUUGCUCUGCAAUCGCCAGACCUGGUCCUAACCCCGGGCCUAUCACCACACUCCGAUCACGCGAGAACUGCCACACAGACUACAAGACAUUCAAAGAUUACCCAAGCUCUUCUGCGUGCGCUUCCCUCUUCAAGAGAGGUCGAGAUUCUGCUAGGAAAGGUCUCGAGACUUUCCACUUUGUGCUAUCAGUCCGGCUUCAAAUUAAAAAGCUCGUCGCUCCAAAACCUGCCACUGGAACAAAUUGUAAUUCCCAGCUUACAACACCCAGAAGCCCAUCCGGUCUUGCUAGCAAGGCAAAUGCUACUUCUAGCAGCAGCAUUGCAGCAUAUUUCUCCCACUGAGGUUAUCUCGGGUCUUGAUCAACAUCACCAUGUCAUCAUGGAGGAACUCGCGGAGUCGGCCAUUGCCAUGGUUACUACUAAUGACCGCUUGAUGGGUACAUUGGAAGGUCUGGAAAACAUCAUUCUAGAGGGAUUCUUUCAUAUAGACAGCGGAAACAUUCGGCGUGCCUGGUUAGCAAUCCGUCGUGCUGCCAACACGGCGCAACUCUUGGGGUUGCAUCAACCCGGUCAUUAUCGCUUCAAGAAGACCAACGACAAGAACGACCUCGACCCCAAUGUCAUGUGGAUUUGUAUCAUCUCCGUGGAGCGUGUCUUGUCCUUGCUGUUGGGCCUACCCACGAGUACUGUCGGGACAAGCCCCACAACGUCAGGAAGCAAGAAUUCUUCGCAGACGAGUGGCAAUCUGUCAUCACUAAUCAUGCAGAUCACAGUCAGGAUUCUGGAACGAAAUCAGGUCAGAGUCCCCCAACAGGCUCAGGGAAUGACGCGGGACAUCGAUCGAGAACUCAUUAGGAUGACCGAGCAAUUGCCCUCCUCGUUCUGGCAGCCACUUGCUUUCGCAGGUCUAGAAGUCGAUUCAGUGGAGGCAUUUUGCGAAACCCGGCGAGCAUGGGACCACAUGUGUUACUAUACCGUGGUCAACCAACUUCAUUUACCGUACAUGUUGUGCCAGAGCCAAACCGCCGAUGUGGUUUACUCGGGAAUCGCGUGUGCGAAUGCUAGCCGCGAGAUAUUGACUCGCGAGAUAGCAAUCCGUACCCUCAACCCAAUAACCGCCUGUUGUCGGAUAGGCGACUUCAUGGCGCUGAUUGCUGGAAUGACUUUGAUCCUCGCACACCUCGCAAGUCAUGGCCAGACGGAGGUCAAUAGGCUGCUCGCACACCAGCGAUCGAGCGAUAGGGCCACCGUGGAGCGGGCUCUAGAAUGCAUGCAGUCCAUGUCAGAGUUACACGAGGAUGUCCUCGCCGCAGAAUGUGCUGCUUUGCUGAAGGAUCUGUUGUUCAUUGAAGCCAGGGCAGCACGAGGAUACAAGACCGACGCAGGCGAGACACAAGUGCCAUAUCUCGGUGCGAUCAGAAUUGCACCUGAAGGCAUCACAUCUGUGCCAUAUUCCAAAACAGGGCAAGAUCAAGGCCAUCACGCAGGAGUCACGAUUGGAGGCAUUGGGUCGAUUCAAAUUGAACCUUCCACGGUUCCUGGCCAAUCUUCAGUCAAUAGCACGUCAUAUGUCCCACCACAAGGAGCUAGAACACAGGCCCCAAGUGAUUCUUUGCCGCAACAACAUACUACGCAGCUUUUGCCCGGAAGAAUCCCCGAUGAGGUAACGGAGAAAGAUCACAUGUUCCCGGAUGCGGCCGCCAGCAUCGACGAUUGGGUCUUCCAAGGUUUUGAUACUGCCUUCUUUGACGUGCUUAUGCGCGGAGCAGAAGACGCGCAGUUCGAUGACGGCAGGAUCGAUUAG
This is a messenger RNA of Aspergillus brunneoviolaceus CBS 621.78, 1968 nucleotides long. Its product is annotated as putative Zn(II)2Cys6 transcription factor. Lineage: Eukaryota; Fungi; Ascomycota; Eurotiomycetes; Eurotiales; Aspergillaceae. Gene Ontology annotation, biological process: regulation of DNA-templated transcription. Gene Ontology annotation, molecular function: zinc ion binding; DNA-binding transcription factor activity, RNA polymerase II-specific. The record is from RefSeq and is a predicted model, not a curated record. The transcript is spliced from 2 exons. Bases 1 to 1968 code for a protein of 655 amino acids.